GGGGGGUUUUUUUCUCAUUUUUUUUAUAUUUGCGCGGGCUACAAUCAUGUCUCAUUAACAAAGGUUUUGGUUAUUCUGUUAGAGUUUCUGAAAAACUGGUUUUCCAGGAAACCGGGUCUUAAAGAGUCGUCAGCCGAUAUCCUUUUAAGCUUUUAUCUACUCGAGACUCCCUAUCGAAUGAUGCAUGAACGAAUGAAAUCGGAGCGGGGCACCUGGGAAUGUUCCCUCGUGAGAAUGAACAUUUCGGGCUUUUGUUGUACAUUCUAUAACUUUGCAAAGAAAGGUCGUGCAGAGCUGGGAGAUGUCUCAUUUUAAUCAGAAAUUUGCGGGCUACAAUCAUGUCUUACUAAGGAAAUGUUUUAAUUAUUUUUCAGAGUUUCUGAAAAACUGGUUUGCCAGAAAACUGGGUCUUCAAGAGUCAUUGGCACGAAGCCUUUUAGGCUUUUUACUAUCCCGAUACGCUCUGUCGAUUGACGUAUGAACGAUUGAAAAAGGAGUGUUACAGUAGAAUAGUGUCCCUCGUAAGUAUACAUCACAAAAUACUGAAUUUCCUAUGUUUUGUUCUUAAAGGUAUGAUGGAAGUAGAGGAUCAAAAGCGCGUCGAGAAUUGUUUGCUGAGUUCGAAAGACAACGUCAUUUAUUGGCGCAGUUUAAAAAUUUAAUUGAUCAUCAGCAAGUUGAACGACUCGUGGAACUUCGUCGUCAACGUCUUCAUGUCAGAAACGAUGCUAAACGUAUUCAUCGUAGCUCAAAUGUAGCAUUACAACGUGCACGUAUUCGAAAUCUUCUUGAUAUCAAUGCAGGCGAUACACGUGAACCGCUAUACGAAAAUUCAUUUUCAUCAUUUCAACACGAAAGUUUGGAUGCUGGGAAAGUGAAUGAUAAACGAAAACGAACAGUUUAUCAUUGUCGUUUGCCGAUAUUAAAACCCAACGUACCUACAGCACGUGAAAUAUUUCAGUCAAAACAGCAACAACAAGCAGCAUUAAACGCUAUUAAACGCUUUCGUUCAACAAAAAGAUGGUCUGUACUAGAAACACAAUUUCAACCGAUGGAUGGUCGUAUUUCAUUUGGAUUCCCGACAAAAGGAAUGGAAAAUUUACAACAAAAACGAAUUGACAAUAUUGUUAAUAGUUGUAUUUCUAAUUUAGAAGAGUGUAAUAUGGAAACUAGUGGAUAUGAACAUUUCCGAUUUGUGGUAGAUGCAACAAGAAAUGCGUCACUAUUAUCUCAGCAAAAUGUCGAUGUUGGUAACCAAGAACACUGA
This is a messenger RNA of Didymodactylos carnosus, 1267 nucleotides long. The record is from the annotation of a GenBank genome assembly. Lineage: Eukaryota; Metazoa; Rotifera; Eurotatoria; Philodinida; Philodinidae.